CGCCGUGCAGGACUGGGCGCGGCGCGAUCCACUCACCCCGGGGUUCCAGCCCGCUCUCCCGCGUCUCUCCUGGCCCUCCCCGCACCUGCUCCAGGGCCAAGACCGGGAGAGCCCCGCGGGCUAGCUCCCAGAACCCGCUAGGCACAGCUAGCGGACCUCGGCAGCUCCGCCUGAUCCAUUCAUUGAGAGCCGCGUAUUUUCCCGGAGCCCCAGUCCCCCGCCUCCUCCAGCUCGGAGCCGCGGGUAGCGCCAUGGAGAAGAGCAGCGAGACCAACGGCUACCUAGACAGCGCCCAGGCGGGGCCUGCAGCGGGGCCUGGCGCGCGGGGGAGCACGGCCGGACGCGCGCGGCGCUGCGCUGGCUUCCUACGGCGCCACGCGCUGGUGCUGCUCACAGUGUCCGGAGUGGUGGCGGGCGCCGGCCUGGGCGCGGCGCUGCGUGGGCUCAAGCUGAACCGCACACAGGUCAUCUACCUGGCCUUUCCUGGAGAGAUGCUGCUCCGCAUGCUGCGCAUGAUCAUCCUGCCGCUGGUGGUCUGCAGCCUGGUAUCGGGCGCCGCCUCCCUUGAUGCCAGCUCUCUCGGGCGCCUGGGCGGCAUCGCCAUAGCCUACUUCGGCCUCACCACACUAGGCGCCUCGGCUCUCGCAGUCGCUUUGGCGUUCAUCAUCAAGCCUGGAUCUGGCGCUCAGACCCUUCAGUCCAGCGACCUGGGUCUGGAGGAGACGGGGCCCCCACCGGUCCCCAAAGAGACAGUGGAUUCAUUCCUCGACCUGGCCAGAAACCUGUUUCCCUCAAAUCUUGUGGUUGCAGCUUUCCGUACGUAUGCAACCGACUAUAGAGAGGUGACCCACAACACAAGCACUGGAAACAUAACCCGUGAAAAGAUCCCCAUUGGCACCGAAAUUGAAGGUAUGAACAUUUUAGGAUUGGUCCUUUUUGCCCUGGUGUUAGGAGUGGCCCUGAAGAAACUCGGCUCUGAAGGAGAAGAGCUCAUUCGUUUUUUCAAUGCCCUCAAUGAGGCGACGAUGGUGCUGGUGUCGUGGAUUAUGUGGUACGUACCUGUGGGCAUCAUGUUCCUGGUUGGAAGCAAGAUUGUGGAAAUGAAGGACAUCAUCGUGCUGGUGACCAGCCUGGGGAAAUAUAUCUUCACAUCCAUAUUGGGCCAUUUUAUUCACGGAGGAAUUGUUCUGCCACUUAUUUAUUUUGUCUUCACGAGAAAAAACCCGUUCAGGUUCCUCCUGGGCCUCCUCACACCAUUUGCAACAGCAUUUGCCACCUGCUCCAGCUCUGCAACCCUUCCCUCUAUGAUUAAGUGCAUCGAAGAAAACAACGGUGUAGACAAGAGGAUCGGCAGGUUCAUCCUCCCCAUCGGGGCCACGGUGAACAUGGACGGCGCAGCCAUCUUCCAGUGUGUGGCCGCAGUGUUCAUUGCCCAGCUCAACAACGUGGAGCUGAAAGCAGGCCAGAUUUUCACCAUUCUAGUGACAGCCACAGCAUCCAGUGUGGGAGCAGCAGGCGUGCCAGCUGGAGGGGUCCUCACCAUCGCCAUUAUCCUGGAGGCCAUCGGGCUGCCCACUCAUGACCUCUCUCUGAUCCUGGCUGUGGACUGGAUUGUGGACCGCACCACCACCGUGGUGAACGUGGAGGGCGAUGCCCUGGGUGCAGGCAUCCUCCACCACCUGAAUCAGAAGGCGACGAAGAGAGGCGAGCAGGAGCUGAGUGAGGUCAAAGUGGAGGCCGUCCCCAACUGCAAGUCGGAGGAGGAGACGUCACCCCUGGUGACACACCCAAACCCCACCGGCCUUGCGGCCAGCACCCCCGAGUCCAAGGAGUCAGUUCUGUGAGGGGGCUGGGCUUCCAGCUUGCCUGCGGGGGAUGCCCGCCCCAUCGGUCCGGUCGGCAGACCCGGGCACCGCCUUCACUGACUUCUAGCCUCCCGUGCAAUGCUUUGGCCCAGUCACUGGUCUGAGGAUUACUUCUCAGCACAGGCAUUGGGCUUCCCAGCGGGACCUGGUUCCCAAGGACCAGGACACUCUGCCAUUUGGCUUACCAUGUCUAGGUGCAACUGUGUACACCCCAGCUCUGUUUGGAAACACACCCUCGAGCUGCCGGGCGGGGGGAGUAACAGGCUCACAGGACCUGGUGGUUAAAGCUUGGAAAAUGCACAUGUUGCUUCACUGCACCCAGGAAAGCUCAGCCUUGGGUGCUUUCCGGGCAGACCUGGACGGGUGGCAGCCAUCUGUCGCAUUGCCUCGUGAGCCAUAGUAAUUGGAAGAAUUCCCAAAUUCAUAGCCGCGGCUGGAAUUCACUGAGCUGGGCCUCAGGUGUCGAGAGUCUACACAUCGGCCUGACUGGCUUCUGGGUCACUAGGCUGGAGGCGCUGCACGUUGUCGAGUUAGAAAUACUCCAUGGUGUUAGCACUGCUAGGGUCUCUGGUCAGUGGCACUAAGUAAACAAUUACAUUCUGAAGUCAAAGAAAGGAGGGGGAGUACAGGCUGCAGGGGGAAGGGAAGCAGCCUGAUCAGGCCAGGACAUACACACACACACACACACACACACACACACACACUAAUGUCCCCAUUCUGGCCCCAGCCCUGGGGAGGUUUUCUGCUUUCAUGACCUGGGCCUAUGUCAACACUGUGGCUCUAUACCCAUCUACUCUGAUUUGGCAACAGGCCAGAGAGGGGCCCCCCUCCUCUGGGGAGGUGUCAUGUGGUCAUCACAUUCAGGACCCUGGCUGGUCUAGCAACAGAUUUUAAUCCAACUAGACCCUCCCUAAAAUGCUGCAUUGCAGCAAAAACAAAAUUUUAAAAACCCCACAAACCCACCCCUUCAUUGGAGUGAGGUACCACUGUUCCCAGAUGCCCUAGCUUUGGCUGAUUUCCAUAGAUUUGGUUUCCUUUCCCUCCAGGACAUCAGUUUAAAAUUAUAAGCUAAAUGGCCCACCUGAUACUUACUGACUUGAGCUGAGCCUAGGGGAGGGGGCUUUACGGAGAGAACAAGCAUUGCCCAGGAUAGGGAAGGAAAACCUAAAAGGCACUAGACUGCUAUUUCUCUGUGGCUGUUGGUGUGUGUCUGUGGGGUAACCUGCAGCAAGUCCUGGAGCCUCACUUUACCCCAUUAGUACAAUGGGGCUGAUGUCACCUGCCUCUUACCUACCUCAGAGGGAUUUGGUGAGGCAAACUGAGUGAAUCCGCGAAAAACGACCAUUUCGCAUUUUGCUUCUUGGAUAUCAAGUGCUAACACCCCCGUACCCUCCUUACUGUUACCUAAGUGAUACCUAAGUUCUCCAGGAGGCUCCUUCUUCUGGGGAGGACAGCUUUUACGAGCAGGGCUUUGUUCUGUGUGCAGGAGCAACUGUUAUCACGUCACUUGUUCUCUUAGUAGUUUCUUGUUAGCAUCAAAUGCAGCCUCUUCCUGAUGUCCUUCAUCUUUUUGUGAAUUAACUACCCCACCUCCCAGCACACUUCUUGGUACCUGACCUCCCCGCGACUCCCAGACCCAGGCACCAUUUCUGCCACCGCACACUGGCCAUUAAAACUCCCAAACUUUCAGCCUCGCUCAUUCCCUUGUCACAACUGGAAUGGGGGGAAGGGGGGACAGAGAGUGAAGCUCCCCUGUACUAAGAUUGUGGGGCAUGGGCCUGAGCGGAAUGGGCGGGGAAGAACCAAGGGGCACGGAGCAGACCUGGCCCUUUUCCCUUCAGCCCUCUUUAAACCAGCUAAGUCACUCCCGUCUCCUGUGAAGCAGGAGUGACCAGGAGCUGGGCUGAGAGGAGCCUGGAAGCCUCGACCCUCUGGCAUGUUGCUGAUGCCUUCUGUUUUCAAAGGGGAGAUAAUCACACUGAUGGAUCCCAAACUGCAAAUCCCAAACAUUCACUAUUUUUCAGGUGUCAUUAGAUCUCAUCUUUCCUUCUUCCACAUAUAUACAUGGCUAUGUACGUACACAUACAUAUAUGCAGCAUGUAUGUGGGAGGUAUACAUGCGGGUAACAUCUAUAUGUAUGUGUGUGUGUAUAUUUUAGCUCCAGUCCGGGCGAGUUUGAAUUUGGACAGAGGUGGACUAACUGCAAGUUGCAUGUCUUUGGCAUCCUGAUUUUCCUGUUUCUAAAGGUGAAUUUUACAAAACAUGGACAGUAGAGCUGGACAAUCAGACUCAGGGACUGCGCAUCCUCUAUCCUGGACCUGGGAUUGCGGUGAGGGGAGCGCCGUGCCUGGGGCAGGGUGCUUCCUUGUAAAAUCCAGAUGGUGAUUGCUCCCCUUCCCUUGGCUUUCUCCCUGUUUUUCUGUCUGCAACAAGAAUCAGACCAGGAGUGACCCGGCUGGGGAAAAUGCCACUUUCUCAUUGUCUGAAGAUGUCUCCCCUGCGCUUCUAACAUGUUGUCGUAAAUACUGUUCAUCUCUGACUGUUUUGUAUGUGUGACACUUGCCUUAAAACACAGCAGUCCUCAGAAAUGAAUACAGCCUUUCUACUAGGA
Lagenorhynchus albirostris (white-beaked dolphin) is the source of this 4476-nucleotide messenger RNA. It is a transcript of the gene SLC1A4, whose product is annotated as solute carrier family 1 member 4. Lineage: Eukaryota; Metazoa; Chordata; Mammalia; Artiodactyla; Delphinidae. The transcript is spliced from 8 exons. Gene Ontology annotation, biological process: L-glutamate transmembrane transport; L-serine transport. Bases 252 to 1844 code for a protein of 530 amino acids. Gene Ontology annotation, molecular function: L-alanine transmembrane transporter activity; symporter activity; L-threonine transmembrane transporter activity. Gene Ontology annotation, cellular component: plasma membrane. The record is from RefSeq and is a predicted model, not a curated record.